GGGAGGCACCGCUGCUGAACUGCUGACCUCCGUCCCCUGCUCCUCUCCCCCCAAGCUGGCUUCUGAUGGAACUGCCAAGAUGUUUGUGUCCAAACUGCUGGAUUUUCAGAAGACCAGAUAUGCCAGGUUCAUGAACCACCGGGUUCCAUCCAACUGCAGGUACCAGCCGACGGAGUAUGAGCACGCCGCCAAUUGUGCCACACAUGCUUUAUGGAUUAUCCCAAGCAUUCUGGGAAGUUCUAUGCUCCAUGUGCUGUCUGACAACCAGUGGGAGACCAUUUCAGCGUGGAUCUAUGGCUUUGGUCUGACAGGACUGUUCAUCGUUUCCACCAUCUUUCAUACCAUUUCGUGGAAGAAGAGGCACUUAAGGGUGGUGGAACAUUGCUUACAUAUGUUCGAUAGAAUGGUAAUCUACUUUUUUAUAGCCGCGUCCUAUGCCCCUUGGCUGAACCUACGGGAGUUGGGCCCCUGGGCUUCCCACAUGCGCUGGCUCAUUUGGAUCAUGGCCUCCGUUGGGACCAUCUAUGUUUUCUUUUUCCAUGAGCGGUACAAACUGGUGGAACUGGUGUGCUACGUAAUCAUGGGCUUUUUCCCUGCGGUGGUCGUUCUUUCCAUGCCCAACACAGAUGGCCUCUCAGAACUGAUGGCUGGCGGGGUCUUCUACUGCCUAGGCACCGUCUUCUUCAAGAGUGAUGGACGAAUCCCCUUUGCUCAUGCCAUCUGGCACCUAUUUGUGGCAACUGGAGCUGGUAUCCAUUAUUAUGCCAUUUGGAGGUACCUCUAUCGGCCUGACACUCUUGAGGGUAAAACCUCCCGGUAGACAAAUGCCUUAAGGAUUCAAAAACACAGGGUCGGGAUCACACAGUCAUGUCUCCUUGUUCAAAGGGGAAGACCGUUCCCAUUCUGCACGGUCCUCAGAUGGAGAGACAGUAGUCUCACGUGGCCAAUCUUGCAAAAGCUUGGUUUUGAGAUUUCUUUUAAUCUAGAAAAGAACCAUAACAGUGUUUCUUUUUAGCCAACAGUUUUGAAUUGGACAAGCAACAGACCUUAAUGAUGAAAGGGAAUUAAUGGUCGACCUUUUUCUGGUGAAGCUUAGAGUAUAUAUAGCAUUGUUCUUGGGGGCAUAAGAAUUAAUUGGCGUGGACACAAAGUAAGCCAUCUCUAUUCUGGCAGGAACACCCAUUUGGCAGAAGUCCUUGGGGCUGGGCUGCCAGACUUUAAUGCAGGAGGCGGAUGAAAGAGUACUGUGUCAGGCUUGGCUGUGAUAUCAUUUCCCCAGCAAUCUUGUCCUUUUCUUCAAAGUUUCUGCCACCUCUCUUAUGAUACCAUUGGCUGAAACGCUCUGAAGUCCUACAGGUGUUUUAUAAGUUCAAGGAGUUGCUCAGUCCCUCUGUCUGCCAUUGGUUUAAUUCCAAAUCAAAAAUGUCUAAGCUAGCUUUCUGUCUUCCCAACGUGCUUGUGUUCUGAGGGAACUCCUUUUGUAACCUGAGCUCCCCUUUGUGGUCUGACAUGAUACAGCCCAGACACAAGUUCACUAACCUGCUCUGUUGGGAACAUUCGGCUUUAAUUUUCACCAGAAAAAUCCAUUAGAGUCCACAUGGCCACAAUGCAAAAUCUGAAAUGAAAUGAAACGCUUCUAUAAAAUACUGGGGAUGUAGGUAGGACUUAUCUUGCAUAGACUGACAUUGGAAGACUUAGGGCUUAGAUUUGCAGGUGUCACUAGCAGCAUUUCUACCAGCAAGGUUAGGAAUGGUAUAAAUCAGACAGCAUCCCAGAACAACUGUCCGGUGCUUCCCCGUAUUUUAUGCACUGCCACUAUUUUGUUCACGCGACCAUUCGUCCAGAUGUGAGAAGGAAAUGUUGGCUGAGUGAAGGAAAAAACUGACACAAUGCACUCCAAUGCACUUUAGCGCUGUUCACAGAACUGUAAUGCACUUUGAACCAGGCCAUGAACACUUCAGGGUAAUACGUGAACUGCUAUGGAAUCCGGAAGGGGGCCUGUGACCCUCCUCCAUCACAAAGAAUGGAGACCAUCCGAGGUUCGUCCCAGCCAAUUAAGAUUGCUGCACUCCCCAUCUGGCAUUGCACGUGGAUUUGGAAUGGAACAAAAGGACAGAUUUAGUUUUCAAUUCAAACACAUCUCAGUUCGUGACAAGCAGACGAGGGGAAAGCACUGUUGGUCUUGUGAGUGAAUGGAUCUGAUUACUGUCACGUUCAUUGGAGAUUCCAACGAAGCCUUACGUGUUACAGAAACUUGAAUCUACUCCAGAACCCUCCAGAAUUGGAGUGCUCUGGAAAUCCUUCUCUUUCUUUCUUUUUGAAGCCACUGUUCGGCAGCCUACUGUGUACAUUCCAUGUAGAAAGGUGCCUGGAGCCCCAUAAGGCCGAUGUUUUGGUAUAGCAGUGCACUUCACUUGCGUUUUUACACUCCAUCUCAGCUGUAGUUCCAAAAAACAAACAAACACCACAUCCCAAGAGACUGGGUCUCUUAUACUUUUCCUCAGAUAAAAGGAAAGGGACAGUUUCAUUUCUGACAGGAAUACGGACUAGUUCAAAUGUUUGCACAGCAGUAGGACGUACCAAAAAUAAUUUUUCCAUGGUUACACCUUCCUCAAUUCUGGACCAGUCCAAGAUGUAAUCCUGGGGAGAGAACAACGUAAGCCAAUAAGGAGAAAAGCGGAGUAUAAAUGAAGGAAAUAAAUACAAUCUCAUCCCCAAACAAAUGCACAGCGAAAUCUUUCCAGCAUGAGCUGGAUAAUUCCGUAGUUGCGCACUUACUUUGCACACGUUAGAUUCAGGGUUCAGUUUCUGCCCCCUCCAGUUCCAGGCGACCCCAAUCUAGACAGGCCUUGUAUCGAAAGUGAGACAGGCUUUCUUGCCAGCGAGUGUGGAGCUACCAUGAAAGAGAGGCUGCUGCACAUACAGCUUCCAGCUAUGUUUGUAAUAGGCUUGGGGGUGCUCUUGAAAUUUCCUGCUCUAGCACCAAGAUGACACUGUGGGUCAGGUUAAGCACUGCCUGAAUGGAGUGGAAGCUUUUGCAGUGCUCCAGUUGUGUAGCAGCUGGAAUAGCCCAGACCAGCCCAAGCUGGACAGAGCUCAGAACUGUAGAAUCACAGAGUUGGAAGAGACCAGAAGGGCCAUCCAGUCCAACCCCCUGCCUUGCGGUAACACACAACGACCGUAGAAUGCACUAUCGCAGAGUGUGGUAGAGCCUUCUUCUCUGGAGGUUUUUAAAGAGAAGCUGGAUGGCCAUCUGUCAGGAGUGCUUUGAUUGUGUGUUCCUGCAUUGCAGGGGGUUGGCAUUGAUGUCCCAUGGAGUCUCUUCCAACUCUAUGAUUCUAUGAUCAUCCAGCCUCUGUUUAAAACAUCCAAAGAAGGAGACUCCACACUCCUGAGGGGCAGCAUAUUCCAGACCUUGCACUUCUGCUUUUCCAGUUUGGCUAUUAAACACCAUUUCAUAUGGAUCAGAAAUCCAGGGGUGAUCAGAAAUCCAGAAAUGCUCAGUGCUCAUCUUUACCUAAUUUGCCACAGCCUCUCAAACUCCACCUGUUGACAACAGGUCACACCUAGGCGAUGAUGAUACUUUGGGACUUCCCUGACACCACAGCAAAAAGAACAGAGGAAAACAUAGACUGUGACAAAAGGUGGACAAGUAGAAGUCCAUCCCUUCAGUACUCCAAUGCAACUGUACUGAAGGCAGGGGAUGAAAAAGAAAGGGGGGGGGGCUUUUUUGGUGUUGUGGAGGCAUUCAGCCAUCAAUCCAUUCUGUUCAUGUCUAGUUUGGGUUUGCUUUCUCAUCACUGCGCAUAAAGAAUGGAGUUUACUCUUACCCCGUGCUCCUCCACAAGACCUCUCGUUUAAAAAAGUAUGAACUAAUAUUGCACAUCUUUAAAAUUAACAGUAUUUCAGAUGUAGACACUCUGUGUAUCACACAGGACUAUGAAAUAUGUGAAUCGUGUUACAGUCAGCAAAUCUUUCUACAUCUCAUGAAACUUCUCGGUUUUUCAGAGAAAGAAACGUGGUUUUUUUCUAUAUUAUUUUGAUAACUGCGCACACCUCUGUGUUCUUUGCUUCGGGCCAAGAGGUUGGGGGUGGAGAAGCCGUUGCCAAUGGCUGUCAUUGUGGGAACUGCUGGCUGGGAUGAUCCCUGAUUACCAAGGUCACGCAUCACAAUUGUACAUAUGAAUGUGUAUCUGAGGAAUUCUAGUGCGAACUGACUUUCACUGAGACCGGCUCUACAUGUGGAGCAGAGUGCGGUACCAGAGGCUUGAGGUAAUAACACGAACUGUACCACUUCACUUUUCAGAAUGCCUAAAACAAAACAACAACCCCUGUAAGUGGAAAGCUAGCCAGACAGGGAGAGGUGUGAAACUUUACCAUUGAGGUGUUAGCUUUCAUCUUGCAAAGAGCUUUUUUGUUCAGGGGAAUGUUUUGAAAAAUGGUAUCUUCAGCUACCGUAUUUAUCAAAGAGGUACAGUCCUCAGUCACCUAUUGCUGCUAUGUGUAGGCCACAUCUUAGUGGGACGUUUCUUUUUAAUCAUGCAGUCUACAGAUCAUGCAAGAGGAAAGGAGUAUUUCAGCUAUUUGGGACAUGUAUUGACAUAUGUUAGAUCAGAAGAACAUCCCACAGAGUGCAGUAGGGCUUAAUUCCACCCAAAUAUUCUUAAAACAGUUGUGGCCUAUCGUUCGAUGGACGAUCUCUCCUGCUUCUGACUUCAAAAUUCUCCCUCGUGUUAUAAUGGGACCCUGGCAUUUGAGUUUCCAAAAAUCUCAACAUUUGGCUAUAUUAAGAUAUUUCGAUGCUUUUUAACAUCUUUCUGCUAUAUAAUCGGGGUGAGGACUGGGUCAUUCUGAUUGUACUAACGUUUUCUACUAAACUUUUCACCAAAUUUGUAUCUCUAGACGAAUGUUUGUGAAUUACUCUUUUCUUAGCAAUUUCAAACGAGGAAAUGUCCUGUAUUUUGCACCACUGGCUGUUGUUAAAAUGUUUUAUAUUUAACAGUGUUAUUUAAUACAAAAUGACAAUUAAAAAAAUCAUGUUAGUGAA
Sphaerodactylus townsendi is the source of this 5047-nucleotide messenger RNA. RefSeq names its product monocyte to macrophage differentiation associated 2 (gene MMD2). Gene Ontology annotation, molecular function: pore-forming activity. The coding region runs from base 80 to 820 and encodes 246 amino acids. The record is from RefSeq and is a predicted model, not a curated record. Lineage: Eukaryota; Metazoa; Chordata; Lepidosauria; Squamata; Sphaerodactylidae. The transcript is spliced from 7 exons. Gene Ontology annotation, cellular component: membrane.